This is a messenger RNA of Gongylonema pulchrum, 318 nucleotides long. The record is from the annotation of a GenBank genome assembly. NCBI's taxonomy places the organism in Eukaryota, Metazoa, Nematoda, Chromadorea, Rhabditida, Gongylonematidae.
AUGGCGGAGCAACGUUUAAAGGAUACGGCACGAAAAUACGUGGAACAGCUGAACAACUCGAAGUCCAAACAACACAAACUUAUGGCGCAGCUGCUCUGCUCGGCUGUACUCAGUGCACCUGCACUUCCCGAACAAAUGAUAAAAGCAUUGGUAAAAAUAUCGGUUGCUACAUGUUUUACUCGGUUCACCAAUCGACAGUCACAAGCUGCCGUUCAAAGUGUUUUAUCAGCUUUAGUACAGAAAGAUGCGCCCACUUCGAUGAACUAUCUCACUGAUGCAUUCGCGUCAUUCUUUCGACCAAAUAUAGCACCUCCGUAA